This is a messenger RNA of Hyalella azteca, 6472 nucleotides long. RefSeq lists its product as uncharacterized. The transcript has 10 exons. Gene Ontology annotation, molecular function: protein binding. NCBI's taxonomy places the organism in Eukaryota, Metazoa, Arthropoda, Malacostraca, Amphipoda, Hyalellidae. Bases 195 to 5837 code for a protein of 1880 amino acids. The record is from RefSeq and is a predicted model, not a curated record.
GGCUCCUGGCCCUGGUCAACUUGGAUGAACCACUCCAAGUUGUACGCAAAACCACCCGUGGCUGCCACUCCAACUCAAGUAGCAAGUUUGAUGUUAAAGUCCUUGAGUGGAGUCCAACUCAUGAGCUUCAGCAUUACAUAGCCUUGGCAGCUGGCAAUGACUGUGAGGUGCACACACUACACGAAGGCGGCAGGAUGUUGUCCCACUGUGUGCUCCAUGCGCACACGCGUGCCAUCAGCGACGUCAGCUGGCACCAUAUGGAUGCCCAUAUGCUGGCCACGGCUUCUGUUGAGAACUGCCUCUACUUGUGGGACGUCCGGGAGCCUAGGAGACCAAUGAGCUCCCUACCUGCCACAUCGGGUGCAUCGCAAGUCAAGUGGAACAAGAAAGACUCUCACCUGCUGGCGUCUGGCCACGACACCGACAUGAGAAUAUGGGACAGCCGCAAGCCUGACCGACCCAUGCUGUACCUCGCUGGCCAUAUGGACAAAGUCAACAGCAUUGACUGGUCACCUCAUGAUCAGGCUGAGAUCGUGUCAGCUUCGCUGGACUGCAGUGUGCGGUUCUUCGACAUCACCAGCCCUCGUCGCCCCCACACCACCAUCACCACCACGCAUCCCGUAUGGCGGGCCAAGUAUACGCCGUUCGGCCGGGGCGUGGUGAGUCAGCUAGUGCCGCGGCUGGUGCGGGGAGACAACGGCCUGCUGCUGUGGGCGCAGCACCAGACGCACGCGCCGCUCCACUGCUUCGUCGGCCACACCGACGCCGUCAUCAACUUCCAGUGGCGGCGACAGCGCCAGCAGGACGGCAGCGAGUGUCAGCUCGUAUCCUGGGGCAGGGACCGCGCUCUCAGGAUCUGGAGGCUUGAUGCUGACAUGCAGAGCUUGUGCGGUGAGGCGUCUGACGGCGGCGCUGACGAGGCAGUGGAUGCUGACGACGAGGAACUGCAGACUCUUAACCUGCUGGCGAAAGACGGUGAAACUCCUGACGAUGCUGGUGCUGGCACACUGAUGCCAGCUUCCAGCAUCAAGCAGGAGCAAGAGGAUGACGAAGCUGUCAGUGACGGAGCUGUCACUAGGGGAGAGGAGGAGCUGCUGGCAGAGGGCGCUGUCAUCAAGACGGAACCUUCAUUGGAACUUCUCUACCUGGAGCCGCGAGUUCAGGGCAAUGCCAGGAGUGCGUUUGGCAGCACAUCUGCCCUCCUGUCAGCCGGCAACUCUGUCACCACUCAAGUGGCGCUGCUGGGGUCCAGGUCGCCCCCGCUGAGUUCGUCGGUGCCCCACGAGUCGUCGUUUUCGCUGCCGUCGAGCGACGCGCCCUCGCAGCGCGUAGCUCUCAGGGACGAACUCGCCGCCCUGCAGUCCCAGCCCUGGGGCACCAAUCCUGCCGUCGACGUCAACAUCACUGCACGUGACGAAACUAAGAUUUGCUCCUCCCCAACCUACCGACGCCCUGCGACUCAUUUCCCCUCGCAUCUCCUCAACGCGUCACCUAGGAACUUACGCAAUGUGGCCGGUUCCCCUCGGUUGUUGGGGAACUCCCCUUCGUAUCUUCGUCUGGGCAGCGCUUCGUCCCCUCGUCGUAGCCUCGUCCCGAUGUCCCCAUCUUCUGCUGCCGUCGCGUCCAUCUUGGCGUCACCGUAUCGCGUGCCUGCGCAUAAUUAUUGCAUCGAUGACGACUUCCCGUUUGGCUCGUCUCCUGCGAACAGCCCGAGAAGAAACUCUAAGGAAAGGACGCCAAAUAGAACUAACGCGGCUGCUGUAAGCGAAAUUUUGACGAGUGGAUACAAGAAAUCUCAUGACCGAAUGCAAGACGCGACACUCGAGCCACAAAAUGACGCAGAAAAGUUGUUGCUUCCCUCGGUUUCCGAUGAUGCAAGCGAAAACUUGCAGAAUUGCGUGCGAUUCAUCACAUUGGCUGAUGAGGUGAGCGGUACGAAGCAAGUGCUGGUACAGAGCGAGGAUGGUAUAUUGCGAACCAUUGACACAGAAGACGACCAAGCAGCUGCUUUACUGGCGACCAGUGGCGACGAGUUAAUGACUACGGACGAAAGCGACGUUAUCCUGGCAACAGAGAACGGAGACAACCUCUUAGGGCCUUCGGAAGACGAUGAUAAUGAGGAUGAUCUACUGGCAACUAACGCGAGCGACGCAACGCAGGUGGUGGUCGGCCAAGACGGGACGGUUUAUGCCAUCAACGGCCUCGAUGAACACGACGAUUUCGACCCGAGUCUCAUCUUGCAAGACUCGCAGUACGAAGUCGAGCUCGCUCAGACCAAGUCUGUGGAAAUGACGCAUCAAACCUACAUCGACGAGGCUGGUGUCGAGCGAAGCAAGAUCUGCUUCAUGGUUACUACCGGCAUCGUGGCCCCUUAUCGACUACGAGAGCCUGAGACCCGCAAUUACGAACUACUUUGUCAGCAACUGGGCAUCGUCCUGGGCUCGCCUCGUCAAGAACCCUCAGAUAUUCCCAAGAAGAAAACGGUGCACGUCGACGAAUCCUGCCUCGACUAUGGAGGAAGUGUUUUCCACUCACAGGAGUUAGGAGAGUCGCUGGAUGUUGAUUGUAAGGAGCCUUUACCUGAGGUUGAAAUCGACAAAACUCUGAAGAAAGUUUUGGUGCCGCUCGAGAAUAAUGGAUUUAUGAGAGUGUACGGGCGCCGUACUUCCGUUGACGAGAAAAUUGUUAAAAGAUUUCCCAUUCCCAACUACGACCUCUGCCGGGCCCUGGCGCCGCCUUUGCUGAAACAUCUCAUCAUGAAUGUCGGGAUAAACGUUCUUAUUUUUGGGACCAAGUUCUUCAUGGCGACCGUUGACUUGGUUGUGGUCGAGAACGAGCUGAAGAUUGACUUGGGUUUGUCCGAGCCUGAGCAGCACAUCUCUGAGAUGCGCGAGUUGAGCUACAACUUCGUUGAGAUUCUGGGAUGGGAGUCGCCGGAGCUUUAUAAGGCCAAGAUGCGCACUAUGGCCAUCAUAGAUAAGAACCCACUGAACCUGCACCAGUGUAGCUCGUGCAAGAAAAGCUACAAGACGACCACGACUCUCGUGUCGCACAUGGCCAAGUGCCGGAUCAGGGCGGAGGGCAUAAGCCAUCCUGCAGACGAUGACGCUGGCAGUGCAGAAGAUGAGGAGACUCGCAUCUACACAUGUCGGUACUGUGACCAAAUGUGCUACUCAAUGGCUGCUCUCAACCUGCACAUCAUGGAACAACACCCACGAGCUAUUGAGGAGAAGAUCCAGAUCAAAGUGAACGUCCAGGAUGGUAUGACGCGUUGUUUUGUCUGUAAUGGCGAAUUCAACUCUACCAGCUUACCUGGGCAUCUCAUUGAGAAGCAUUUCAUCAAGAUUGUCAAGGGAGAUGUUCUGAAGUGCCUUGAGUGUGACGUCUUCUGCAAGAAUGCUGUCGCUAUGAUGGCGCACAAACCCUGCCACCAAAACAAGGAUUCCAUCACCGCUGGCAAACGCGAAGAGCUUCCUCAGAAACCUCAAGUCACCACAAAUAAGAGUUCGUCUCCCACUAAGCCUCGUUAUAAAUGCAGGAAACCUAAAGACGCUUCUCAUCGUUGUGGCAUUUGUGACGCGCUCUUUGCUAGUCGCCGGCAGAUUGUGCAGCAUCUUAUCACGCACACAAACCUCAGGCCUUUUAAAUGCACCUUGUGUGGUGAAAAUUUCACAUUCCGACGCACCCUUAUUCGCCAUUGUAACGAGAGCCACCCCGAGGUGUGCACGCAACCCUGCAAGUUCUGCGGACUGCCCUUCGAGACCGUCUCGGAACUUAAACGGCACUCGUGCAAUGCUAGUCAAAAGGGCGGUUUCCCCUGUCCCUACUGUGACUUCGAGACCAAUAUGGACAUCAGGUUAUUUGUACACAUACAUUCGCAUGGACGUGGCACGCGCUAUUUUUGUGUAUAUUGCAGUAAUUUCUUCCCAACCGUUAAUAAGGUCCGUUAUCACCAACGCAGCUUCCAUCCAAUUGAAGCUAGAAAACAAGAAGCCAACAAACGACGCAUCAAAAAAUUGGAGUUUGAGAUGGGCAAGUCUGAAGUUGACCAGCCUCUCAAGGACGAAGACAUCGUCGUUGUUCGUAUUAACGACGAGUUUGUGUACACUGUUGAUCCUCGUCUCGGCAAGCCUGUAGAGAAAGACAAGUCCGUGUCUUGUUAUUAUUGCUUUAUUCGCUUCUCGACGAAGAACGCCAUGAGACGCCACAUUCAAGUACAGCAUCCUGACAAACCUCUGUAUAAGUGCACGGAAUGUGUCAUUGUCUUCAAAAACAAUGCCGAGUAUUUAACGCACCGUAAACGCUACCAUAAACCACGGUUACUGGUAUCCCAACCAGCGUCGCCUUCUGUAAACCUCUCUACAGAUCUCAUCCACAUGGAAGAACAAGUUGAAUCGUGUAAACAAAAGCUUGCUGACAUCGGUUCAGAGAUGAUCAAACUUGAAUCUCUUAACUCGGCUUUCAAAUGCGACUUUUGUAUGCAGGGCUUCAAGUCAGAGUUGUUGCUAGAGCUUCACAUGGAAGAGGUACACAGUGAUUCAGCGAUGUUUGGCGAUAAUAGUAAAGCACAUGCACGCAAAUUAAUACAUCUUGUAUACUACGUUUGUUCAUACGAUAAUAACUGCCAGCAAAGAUUCGACGAUAAGCUCUUGAUGCAGCAACAUUUAAGUAACGCACAUCAGGUGUUCGAGGCGUUCGAACAGAAUUACCGGGAAGAAGUUAUUGCCGCUCCCAACAGACUAGGUCGUAAACCAAAGAACUUCGUUAAUUUAGAUACCGUAAAAAAUGAGCGAAACAAUUCCGCUAAGAACUCCAAGAAGAAAGUGGCCAGCAGCACAAACAAACGUUACAUCAAAUGUGAUAAAUGUUCAGGAACUUUCUCGAGCGCGACGUCUUUGCGUCAGCACAAACUCGGUACAACUGGCCGUGGUUGUACUGGAGCAAGAAAAAACACCAGGAAAUACAGAAGAAAAGCAGAUUCUUCACCUUCCAUCAGCAUCCACACGAACACAAGUGACAACAAUAACGUCGAGGUUUCCAGCACCGAAGCUGAGUAUCGCGAACUCUUCAUCAAAGAGAACGAAAUUAAUGCGUUCAAGGAGGAUGUUCCUCCGGCUCAGACAAAUGACUUCAUGGCGCUGGAGUUUGUCAAGACUGAAGUGCUUGACGAUGACCCUGAUGUUGGGUCCUUGCUUGCCGAGAUCCAGGAUAUUAAGAAGGAGAUUGAACUAAACGAAAACUGCGACGUGGUCUCGAGUGUGGUGAAGGUGGGUGCUUGCGACACCCAACCUCUGGGUGUCGUCGCCCCCUUAUCUCCCCUCGCUGGCUCACCCCCAAGGGAAUAUCGUCCUGCACAUGAUACUCACGUUACCGGAAAGAAAGGAAAGCUGUUACUGAACGUUAAAGGCCUCGCCUCACAAAUUGGCCGCCCCAAGAAACGCUCGAAGUUGACCUCGAACGACUUCUCUCUGAAAACCUCAAUAGAGUCUAAGCAAAGACCCUUGCUCUCAGACGAUGAAUUUUUUGAUUUCAGUCCCAGAAAAGUUUCUCAUAGCACGGAAAUACUGAAAGAAACUUCCGUGCGGCAUCAAAAUCAUAGCAGCAUUGACACGGAAACAUUAUUGGAGGCCGAGAAUAUCCCUACAGCGAAGAAAUCUUUACCAAAUAAACUUAAGAACCCCGCGGCAAUCCGCAAACGCAAGCUUGACGAGAACGCCGAUGACCCAGAGUGGAACCCUAAGGGGAAAACUAAGAAGCGGGCCUUCGCAUGCAGUGCUUGCAGCGACAAGUUCAAUACCAAAGCUGAACUCAAAUUCCACUCUAGAUAUGAUCAUUAAAUAAACGGAUUAUUAAAUUUACUAGAGAGAGUAUUAGGUGUCCGAGAUUGUAGUUAUGAUUGCCAUUGUUGCGAUUCUUAGCAACAAACUUUUCUAUCCUGAAAGAAAGGUUGUGGCCAGCAACGGGCUUUAUUUUUUCAAGAAGUUGGUGCUAACUCAAGCCUAUGCUCCGCAGUGGUAUUGGUUUCUAGUAACAGUUAUUAGGAGGAUAAAACUUAUUUAUUUCGUGUCACGUUCCUCGCCUCUUACUUUUCCAUGCCGCGCUUCAUACCUUUCAUACCUCGCCUUUUACUUAGCAUGCCUCUGCCCGUCUUUUUCUAACCUGCCACGUCCUUUUAAUUUCACGCGACGCCUCAUGUCUCUCCGUUCGCUGGCAUAGACUUAUAUGUUCCACUUCUUACUAUGUCCUAUAUUGUAUAAUAUAUUUCUUCCAGGUUCAACUUAUCCAAUAUCUGCACGCUAAUGCCUUAUGCAUGCAUCUCUACUCAUUUGUCGUGUUGCGUAUAUGCCAUGUUGCGCUGUUCAAUUUAUUUCGUUUUCUUCAUCCCUUGUUUCCCCGCUCUAUUUUUUCUCGGUUUUGCUUCAUCUUCUCGUCCAACUGCUCUAUCUCCUCGCUUUCCCCUCUCUUUCUCCUC